UUUUUCUUUCAAAAAAAUGAAAGAAAAAGAGCACAGCAUAGGGCAAAGGCAAGUGUCUCAACUCGGAAAACCUCAGCUCAGCCCAUUGCUGGAAAACUCCCAGAGGAGCAGACUUCAGAGAGAGCGUUCCGCAGAGAAAGCAGAAGCGGUAAAGCAGGAAGAGAUGAGUGCUUACAAUGCUUUUAAAGCUUGUGCUCCAAUCUCAUGGAGCCCUAAUCUAUACAUAACCCUUGUAAGGGGUAUUCCAGGCACUAGGAGGCUCCAUAGGCGUACCCUUGAAGCAUUGCGUCUGCGGAAAUGCAACCGGACUGUAAUGCGGUGGAACACGCCUACUGUUAGGGGAAUGCUUCAUCAGGUGAAAAGGUUGGUUGUCAUUGAGACAGAAGAGAUGCACAAGGCACGUAAGGAGAAACUAGCUGAUCACAAAGCUCUACGUCCUCCCUUGGUUGUAAACCAUCACGCAGCCCCUGCAGCUGAUUCAGUUCAGUAACUGUUGAAGCUCUUUCCUGGUCAGUUUUAUAAUUUUGUCCUGCUAGUCGACUGAGUUGAUAUAGUGCACCUAGUAAUAUUUUGGAAAAUUUGAAAGCUGUAAUAGGAGCUUUUGCUUCAGCAUAUGCUAUGAAAUAGCAUUGCACCUUUGUAUACAGGAGGUGAUACAGUACGUGUGUGGUGGUUAUUACUGUUUUGGCUAUAUCAAAAUGCAUGAUGCCUCUGGAGUCUGAGCAAUCUAAGGAAUUGGUUAGGUUGUUACUGUCAAAUGCCGAACUUGAAGAAAGAUGAUAUAAGUUCGUAUAAACUGAAAACUGGCUCUAGCCCGUUGAUAUGGGAUCAUUUAGCUUGCCUUAUGUCUUGUUAGUUAUAACAAAGUUAAUCUAUGAUAAGUGGCUUGCUUUGUGUUUAUCAUUUACAAAGAAUGCUAGCUUGAUUUC
Nicotiana tabacum (common tobacco) is the source of this 929-nucleotide messenger RNA. RefSeq lists its product as uncharacterized. Gene Ontology annotation, molecular function: structural constituent of ribosome. Gene Ontology annotation, cellular component: large ribosomal subunit; mitochondrion. The record is from RefSeq and is a predicted model, not a curated record. Gene Ontology annotation, biological process: translation. NCBI's taxonomy places the organism in Eukaryota, Viridiplantae, Streptophyta, Magnoliopsida, Solanales, Solanaceae.